Messenger RNA from Penicillium griseofulvum, 2214 nucleotides. RefSeq names its product F-box domain protein. The record is from RefSeq and is a predicted model, not a curated record. The transcript has a single exon. Gene Ontology annotation, molecular function: protein binding. Gene Ontology annotation, biological process: SCF-dependent proteasomal ubiquitin-dependent protein catabolic process. NCBI's taxonomy places the organism in Eukaryota, Fungi, Ascomycota, Eurotiomycetes, Eurotiales, Aspergillaceae. Gene Ontology annotation, cellular component: SCF ubiquitin ligase complex. Bases 1 to 2214 code for a protein of 737 amino acids.
AUGACCUCCCAACUAUCCGAUGAGAUUCUGCCCUCUCCAGAGAGAUACUCUCCGAGCAGCCCAACAAAUUUGGCAGGCCAGAUCCCAUUAGAGCAACCACCAAAGCUCAAGGGUCGUCAGAAGUUACUGCAGAACCUCCAACGAAUGUCAUCCAGUCCGACGCUGACCAGACGCGGACGAUCCUCAUCAACGACCAGCUACCGCCGAGAUAAUAAGGCCUCUCUCUCUUGUGUUUCGUUAUCGUCGACUUCCUACUCGCCCUGUCUAGGCAAUGGAAGUUCCUCCCAGCUAUAUGGCGGCCUCAACCCUCGGCCUGCUACUCCCGGCUGUUCUGGUUCUUCUGGCGAGCCUUACGGCACAAACGCUCGAAUUCGUUUGAUGGACGCUGAUGGCCCUAGUUUCACUACACCUCGCACCGUGCCUUUGCCCUUUGAUGUGAGACCAGCAUCGCACGGGUCACCACGCACUGCGACCCCCAUGGGAGUAAAGGUGGAGGAGGAGGUCAUCGUUCCAGAAUCCCAACCGACUAGGUCUUUCAACUUUUGGGGCGAUAUGCCACGAGAGAUUAAGAUGGAGAUCUUCCAACACCUCACCCCGCAAGAAAUUGUUCGCUGCUCUGCUGUGUCCAAAUCGUGGAACGAGAUGUGCUACGACGGCCAAUUAUGGUCCAAGGUUGACACAACCGAGUACUACUCUAAGAUCCCAAGCGAUAUUUUGGUCAAGCUUAUCACUUCCGGUGGUCCGUUUGUCCGAGACCUCAAUCUCAGAGGCUGCGUUCAGCUGCGUGAUAAAUGGUCCACAGACGGAGAACGCAUCUCGGAUCUGUGUCGGAAUGUUGUCAAUUUUUCGCUUGAGGGCUGUCGUAUCGACAGGGCAUCUAUCUACUCUUUCCUCCUUCGCAAUCCCCGUUUGGAACACAUCAAUCUCUCGGGUCUAUCGAGUGUCACAAAUUCGACGAUGAAGGUUAUUGCGCGGUCUUGUCCGCAACUCGAGACGUUGAAUAUUUCUUGGUGCAAUAAUGUCGAUACGACCGGUCUUCUUCGGAUUGCCCAGUCAUGUGAGCGAUUGAAGGAUCUUCGGGCGAGCGAAAUCCGUGGGUUUAAGGAUGAGAAAUUCACUUUGGCUUUGUUUGAGCGCAAUACUUUGGAGCGCUUGAUCAUGAGUCGUACCGACCUGACCGAUAACAGCCUGAAGAUGCUGAUCCACGGCGAAACCCCCGAGAUGGAUAUUCUAAGCGAUCGGCCUAUCGUUCCACCUCGAAGAUUCCGUCAUUUGGACUUGCAUAAUUGCCCUGAAGUGAGCGACGAUGGUUUCAAAAGCCUGGCCUAUAAUGUUCCAGAUUUGGAGGGCCUACAAGUUUCUCAGUGCUCCGACCUGACAGAUGAAUCUGUCAUGGACGUCAUUCGCACGACGCCGAAAUUAUCGCAUUUGGAACUGGAAGAUUUGGAGAACUUGACAAACAGCACCCUGAUAGAGCUGGCCAAAUCCCCAUGUGCGCAACACUUGGAACACUUGAACAUCAGCUACUGUGAGAGCCUCAGCGACACAGGAAUGCUUCAAGUAAUGAAGAGCUGUCCGAAACUCCGAUCCGUCGAAAUGGACAACACCAGAGUGUCCGACCUGACGCUGAUGGAAGCCAGCUUCCGCAUUCGCCGCCGCGGGUACAGCGACGAUCUCCCCCAAGUCGGCCUUCGGCUCAUGAUAUUCGACUGCGCCAACGUCACCUGGGCAGGGGUCAGGGAAGUCCUUUCUAGCAACGCAUACAUCCCGCGUGCCUCCCGCAAACCCGUUUCUACGGUGGUGACGGUGACACAAACCUCAGACGCCAACUCCUCCGCGGCGACUAGUACCUUCGUCACUCCAGCCUCUUCCCCGUCGCCAUCACCAGCGCCAACCUAUCCAAAUGAAAUCAUCCAGCUCAAAUGUUUCUACGGUUGGCAGAUGACCGUCGACGAACACACGAAACGUGUCCUGCGCGGUGACCUCGCUUCUGCAUCCCGGCUGGACCGGAAAUGGGCCGACUAUAUGGUCGCCACGGAGGAGGCUGGCGCCGCCGGUGCUGGUGCUCGCCGACGUCGACGCCGUGCCCGUGAAGCUGAGCGUCUGUACAAUGCAGACGACGAUGACAACGACGCUUAUGGCGUAGGUGCUAUCUCUGCUCUUGGUGGCAGACGCAGGCGAGCGCAGAGUGGUAGUAGCUGUACUGUCAUGUGA